AAAGCUGUAAUCAGCGGUAAAUAUGUUAUGAUGCCACACUCCAAACAGACGCCGAGCGGAGUGUUCGAAGCUGCGGGAGCGUACUUUGGCACCAGGAACACUUAGUGAAAUGCUGCCGAUGCGCGGCUCCGCUCUCUGUGGGCUGUGCGCAGAGUCUGGCCGCGGAUUCGGAUCAUCUGGGGUCGCUCUCUGGGGGAUUUGAGAGAUGAUGGACAGCUGUUGGACAUCGAUUCGGCGCAGAGGUUGGCGUUAAAACGAGCGCACUGUAACCCGGGAUAUAUUACCGACCAUGGAGCGAGGUGCUGUUGGCUGUGGCUGCCGGAGGAGAGGGAGCGGAUGAGUUUUCUCCUCCGUCGCUCAGAGCUUUAAGGAUCGUGAUGAUGCUUUUUGGACAAAUGUGAGGCUCCGACCUCCUUCCCUCCCUCCCCUCCCCCCCACCCCCCUUGGUCCAGGCUGUGAUGUUUAGUCAACACAGGUGCAUCAGGACUUGACAGGACCAGAUAACAGUCGAUGUGAUGGGAUUCACCCUUUGACGUCCCUCUACUCCAGCCUUUUCUGAUCAGUUAACGUGUGCAACACUGCAGGAAACGUCCGCAUUUCUAACGGAUUCACAGUGUAGUUGAUGGUGUUGCGCUGUGAUCUCUGGGGACUAUCUGAGUUGUGUAAUGGUUUUAUUUCUUCUACGACGCGCGCUGCUGUGCAAUCUCUCCACGGGUGGCACUUAAUUGGGCCCAAUGAUGUAGAAUCAAAUCCACCUGGAUCUAAUGGUCCCUCCUCUGUGACUUUUGCGCAUGUUCAAUUGUUUUAAUUCCCACAGCUUUCCACCGCUGCCGUUAAUGCUUUAUUUACCUGGUGUCAGUUUUAACAGAUUGCAGAAAAGCCUAAAUGUGGAAGAUAUAUGUAGUAAUUAGCUGUUCUGGCUUUAUUCUGUAGUUUUCAGACUCUUUUACCAUCUAUGGGAAAUGUAAUUGUCAACAGACAUUUGUUGCGCCUCUCCUUUGGGACUAAAUAGUUGCUUGUCCUUCUUAAAACAGACGCAAAAACUUUCCUCUGGGGGGUUUCGCGCUGCGUCCCGGUCUCCAUAAUGUCCAGAUCUAACAGUGUCAGCCCACCCGGAGUCGGUGCGCCCGUGUUGAGGGGAGGGACCGAGCACAGAUCAGCGUGGGGAGAGUCAGAGUCCGUGGCCAAUGGGUGCCCAUACUCAGGCAGAUCUCCGCGCAAGAAGCUCACUCGGACCAACAGUCGGUGGAGGGAAGAAGAUGACCCAGAGCAGCGGCCGCCCGGACGAACAACCACGACCGUCAGCAGGGUCAGCUUCAGGUCCCGGUCGGCUUGGCAGGACCAUGGAGACGAGAGCACCAGAGACAACAACCGCGCGUCUCCAAAGCGGCGUCCAGACGGCGAGGUGAGACCCAAGUCCGUGGAGCUGGGUCUGGAGGAGCAGCGCAGAGCCAAAGCCGUGCCCGGAGCUGGCGGGGACGAGGACGAGGUCAUGCCCGAGGUGAACCUUUCUCUGGUGGCUUGCUGCACCAGCGUCAUGCACAUUUUCAAAUCCAAGAAAUUCCAGUCGGAGAAGUUGGAGCGACUCUACCAGCGCUACUUUUUCCGCCUCAACCAGAGUAGCCUGACCAUGCUCAUGGCAGUGCUAGUCCUGGUCUUCACGGUUAUGUUGGGCUUCCACUGCUCCAGCGGUUCCUCGAGGCCCAUCGUAACCUACGCGGUGGUGUUUUCUCUGGCCAUCUUCCUCAUCCUCAUCCUCAUGGUGGUGUGCAACAGGAACGGCUUUCACCAGGACCAUAUGUGGAUCGUAUGUUACGUGGUGAUUCUGGUGGUGCUUGUGAUCCAGGUGAUCGGCGUGUUGCUGGUGCAGCCCAGAAAUGCCUCAGAGGGGAUCUGGUGGACCGUGUUCUUCAUACAUAUCAUCUACACCCUGCUGCCCGUCCGGAUGCGCGCAGCUGUCAUCACUGGAGUUAUUCUUUCUACCAUCCAUGUGGCUGUUUCUUGGAUGUUAAACGGCGCAGACAGCUUUCUGUGGAAGCAGAUCGUGUCCAACAUACUCAUAUUCUCCUGUACCAACAUCGUGGGCGUGUGCACCCAUUACCCCGCUGAGGGUUCCCAGAGGCAGGCCUUCCAGGAGACCAGGGAAUGCAUUCAGGCUCGCCUUCACUCCCAGAGGGAAAACCAGCAGCAGGAACGUCUCCUGCUCUCAGUGCUUCCACGCCAUGUUGCCAUGGAGAUGAAAGCUGACAUAAAUGCCAAGCAGGAGGACAUGAUGUUUCACAAGAUCUACAUCCAGAAGCACGACAACGUCAGCAUCUUAUUUGCCGACAUCGAGGGGUUCACCAGUUUGGCAUCCCAGUGCACAGCGCAGGAGCUGGUGAUGACUCUUAAUGAACUUUUUGCCCGCUUUGACAAGCUGGCAGCGGAGAACCACUGCCUGCGGAUUAAGAUCCUGGGCGACUGCUACUACUGUGUGUCUGGGCUGCCAGAGGCAAGGGCCGACCACGCCCACUGCUGUGUGGAGAUGGGCUUGGACAUGAUUGAGGCCAUCUCGCUGGUACGUGAGGUGACAGGGGUGAAUGUGAACAUGCGAGUUGGCAUCCACAGCGGCAGGGUGCACUGCGGGGUGCUGGGACUCAGGAAGUGGCAGUUUGAUGUGUGGUCGAAUGACGUUACAUUAGCCAAUCAGAUGGAGGCGGGGGGCAAAGCAGGACGCAUCCAUAUCACCAAGGCUACUUUGAAUUACCUGAACGGGGACUAUGAUGUGGAGACAGGAGCAGGGGGAGAAAGAAAUGCCUACCUGAAGAAGCACAACAUAGAAACCUACCUCAUUGUGGGCUGCAGUCAGAAACGGAAAGAGGAAAAAGCGAUGAUAGCCAAAAUGAACAGACAGCGGACAAAUUCUGUCACCCACAACAGCAGCCACUGGACAGACCGUCCAUUCUACAACCAUCUGGGCGGCAACCAGGUCUCCAAGGAGAUGAAGAGAAUGGGUUUUGAAGACCCCAAGGACAAGCAUUUCAUUUUCAGGAACACGCAGGAAAACCUAAACCCAGAGGACGAGGUGGACGAGUUCCUGGGCCGGGCUAUCGACGCGCGCAGCAUCGACCGCCUGCGCUCCGAACACGUCAAAAAGUUCCUACUCACCUUCAGAGAGCCUGACCUGGAGAAAAAGUACUCCAAGCAGGUGGACUCCAGGUUCGGAGCAUACGUGGCCUGUGCCUCCCUUGUCUUUCUUUUCAUCUGCGUCAUCCAGAUUGUCAUCAUGCCUCCCUCCAAUCUGAUGAUUGGCUUCUUCGUCACCUGCCUCAUUAUCUUGGCGGCUGUCAUGUUCGUGUCAGCUGUGUACUGUUGUUUUGGGCUUUUCCCCAUCCCACUGCAGACCCUUUCUAAGAGGAUAGUCCAGUCCAGACUGAACAGCACCCUGGUGGGCGUCUUCACCAUCAUCAUCGUCUUUCUUUCAGCCUUUAUCAAUAUUUUCACCUGCAGUAGCCAUGACCUGCGGAGCUGCAUUAUGUCUGAGCUCAACAUUAGCCUGGACAGCGUGAACGCCUGCCAUGCCCACCUUCUCAACUACAGCCUGAGUUCAAAGCAGAGACCCUGUGCAGACAACGCACCCAUCUGCAGUUUCCCUGAGUACUUCUCGUCCUGUGUGCUGCUCAGCCUGUUGGCCUGCUCCGUCUUCCUGCAGGUCAGCAGCAUUGGAAAACUCUUCCUCAUGCUCUUCAUUGAGUUGCUUUACCUUUUCAUCAUGGAGGUGGCCAAAGUCAGCCUCUUUGACAACCAGGACCUGCUGGUCAUGGCCAACGCCAUCAAUUACAUUGAGAACACCAAUGGAACAAGCUGUGUGAUGGACAACAAGGUUCCUCUGAAGAUCAUGACUCCUGUGGUCAUCACCGUCUUCGUUCUGGCCCUCUACCUUCAUGCCCAGCAGGUGGAGUCCACAGCCCGGUUGGACUUCCUCUGGAAGCUGCAGGCCACAGAGGAGAAGGAGGAGAUGGAAGAGCUGCAGGCCUACAACCGCCGUCUGCUCCACAACAUCCUGCCCAAAGACGUAGCCGCCCACUUCCUGCAGCGAGAACGGCGGAACGACGAGCUCUACUACCAGUCCUGCGAGUGUGUCGCUGUCAUGUUUGCCUCCAUCAGCAACUUCUCAGAGUUCUACGUGGAGCUGGAGGCCAACAAUGAAGGAGUAGAGUGUCUGCGACUCCUCAAUGAGAUCAUCGCUGACUUUGACGAGAUCAUCAGUGAGGACCAGUUCCGUCAGUUGGAGAAGAUCAAGACCAUCGGUUCCACAUACAUGGCUGCCUCCGGCCUCAACGACUCCACUUAUGACAAGGCCGGACGCUCACACAUCCGCGCACUGGCUGACUACGCCAUGAGGCUGAUGGACCAGAUGAAAUACAUCAAUGAACACUCCUUCAACAACUUCAAGAUGAAGAUAGGUCUGAACAUUGGCCCAGUGGUUGCUGGUGUGAUCGGGGCCAGGAAACCUCAGUAUGACAUCUGGGGGAACACGGUGAAUGUGGCGAGUCGUAUGGACAGCACAGGUGUACCAGAGAGGAUCCAGGUCACCACAGACCUGUACCAGGUACUGAACUCCUACAACUACACACUGGAGUAUAGAGGCGUGGUCACUGUAAAGGGCAAAGGCGAGAUGAUGACCUACUUCCUCACUGGCGGACCCUCCAGCAGUUAACCCCCGCUAACUCACAAAACUUUUAUUUGUAUCUGAUGAUCUGGGCAGGCUCACGGACCUCAGUUAGCUUGUGGCGGACACAAACUGAAUCUUUUCAUGCCGCCAAAGAAAUCCUUUACGUGUACCCACUGAGGCCACGAGGAAGAAUGAGGCAACUCGUUUCACAGGCCAGCCUGCAAAGAGGACCGCACGUGGUUAGCCCGAACCUGCUGCUGAGACCAAAGAUGUCCAAUCACAGUGCAGAGACUGAGUCUUGGUCCUGAAGGAAAAACUGCUCUGGGAGAAAUAAUAUUAGCUUCAGUCUGCCAGAUUAUCAGAAAGAUUUGGACCAACCUGCAGGAGGACAUGAACAGUGCCACUUCCUCUUUUGUUAUUUUAUUUUCUUUUUCCCCCCUGAGGUAUAUAUAUAUAUAUAUAUAUAUGUACAUGUAAAACACAGGUAGUUUUAUGUGUAUGUAUAUCUAUUUAUGUAUGUAAAAUACAUUUUAAUAUGUCGUGGUGACACAAGUACAAAUCUGUCAAGUUUGGACUCUCAGCCAGCACUGAAUCUGUCUUCAUAUCAGUUCCUGAUCAGUUAUUAACACGUAGGUGAAGGAGUGGCAGUUUUUGUAAAAGCUGAAAGAAAACACUCUGCAGUGUUUACAUGAAGCUUCCCAUUAUUAACGGGCUGUAUCGGCAGCAUCUAAACACACAGGAAACACAAAGAGGAUGUCAAUGAAGAGCUUUUUCUAAUCUUCGACAUUUUGUAUUUUGACUUGGAAAACACCAAAUCACCCUAUCAGCUAUUUUAAGAUUCUAUAUUUUGUACAAUAAUAUGUCAGAGAGCUAUCUAUAAGCACCAAUGUCUAUUCAGAUGUACAUACUCAAUCACCCUCACGUUGGGAUUGCAGAAGGCCUCUGUCAGUACCUGGUGUUUGUUGGCUGAUCAACACCAGCGCUGGCCCCGUUCCACUCACUCUUCUCAGCGAAUCGAGCACUCGGUUUGCAGCCGUCACUGCUGAUUUCUUGUACAAAUGGGAGAAUCUAACUGAGCGGAUGCACACACUGAAUGACAGACCAGAGCAACGGGGAAUGUGUCGGGUCCCUGUGCUCAAAAGCCAUUUUGCACUGCAGUUCUUUCAGCCAUCCACCCUCUGCCCUGCAUUGCCUCCCCCUUCCUUUGCUUGAUCAAUCAGAUGGUACGACCCAAUGAAUGUCCAAUUAUCUCCGAUGAGGCCUUUAUUAUGAACUCUGGACUGCUGACCGUGGUGAUACUCAUGUGAAAAUGUGCCCUUUGAACUCUUGUCUUUUUUUUUUUUUUCGCGUCAGUCUUUUCAGUAUUACAGCCUAAAUCACUGGUGGAAGGUCUUCACCCUGGCCCUUUUCUAGAUUUCAGCCAUUCUUAGUGGUGCCAAAUGUUAUAAAUAGAGGCCCAGAGUUCAGGAUUUAUCUGUAGAAAUGAUGGUUCUUUGAAGCAAUAUUGUAAUUUAAGGUGUAGUCGAUGAAGGGAUAAGGCCCAUAUUCUGUACUUCUUUAGUCCACAAAUCCCAGGAUGAGACAAAAGUCAACAACAGGCUGUGAUGUGGCUCAGCUUCAGGUCGGUUUGUUUUAGAUUUGUUUUUAGGUGAUGCACCCAUCCAUUGGAUGAGCAUCAGUACUGGUCAAUAUCCACUUUUAUGACUUGCAUCUGCAAAUUAAAUCUCAUGUCAGAACAUCUGUACUCCAUUCAGCAGUGUCAGUCCAGUUUCAUAUGGUACCAAGCAGUUGUUAGUGUCCUUCCUGAGUUUCAGUGGCCUGUGUUGUGUGCUGAACUGUAUUUGGCAACUUAAACAAUAGUUUGAAGUUGAACUAUUUGAUAUAAACUGAAUGUACCAGACACUAUUUGUUCUACUUAUGUGUGAAAAUGCUACUUGAGGUUACAAGUGAUAUUUACGGCACUUUUUGGGAUCUCAAGAUAAUGACAAUAAAUGUUACCUUUGGCUUUA
Sphaeramia orbicularis (orbiculate cardinalfish) is the source of this 6663-nucleotide messenger RNA. RefSeq names its product adenylate cyclase 5 (gene adcy5). The record is from RefSeq and is a predicted model, not a curated record. The coding region runs from base 1085 to 4699 and encodes 1204 amino acids. Gene Ontology annotation, cellular component: plasma membrane. Gene Ontology annotation, molecular function: adenylate cyclase activity. Gene Ontology annotation, biological process: intracellular signal transduction; cAMP biosynthetic process; adenylate cyclase-activating G protein-coupled receptor signaling pathway. The transcript is spliced from 21 exons. NCBI's taxonomy places the organism in Eukaryota, Metazoa, Chordata, Actinopteri, Kurtiformes, Apogonidae.